Jaculus jaculus (lesser Egyptian jerboa) is the source of this 492-nucleotide messenger RNA. RefSeq names its product CMT1A duplicated region transcript 4 (gene Cdrt4). The transcript is spliced from 2 exons. The coding region runs from base 1 to 492 and encodes 163 amino acids. Lineage: Eukaryota; Metazoa; Chordata; Mammalia; Rodentia; Dipodidae. The record is from RefSeq and is a predicted model, not a curated record.
AUGGGGGAGCAGCUGAAAAGACUCACAGCAAACAUUGGACUCCCCCUGGAUCUGCUUGAAAAACAUGACACUUGGUCAGCUUAUGUCAUACACACCUCCCCGAUGGUAAAACGACUCAUUGAGAAGAGCAAAACCCCAGAGCUAGAGUGCAUAUUUGCUGUGGACGGAAGCCAGCGGCCACAGCGGCCCAGCAAGCUCUGCAACUUCAUGCAGCUGAAAAGGAAAAAGCCCUCCAAGGACUCGGGCGAGAUCCUGCUCAAGGAUACCCUGUCGGAGACCAUGCUGUCAAUGUGGGGCACUUAUUCCAUCGCCAACCUGAGCCCUGCUGCUGCCCCAGAACCCGCACACUUAAAAACAGAAUCCAGAGACAGUCCCACCACAAACUAUAACAAGAUUGUUUUCUCCCGAAUUCCUGCCAUGAAGACGCUCCCGUACGCCACCCUGCAGACCAACAAGAAGAAACAUGACAACGUGCAGAAGGGAUUCCUGUAG